UUGCAGGGCAACCACUUCGACCAGUAUGAAGAAGGGCACCUGGAGAUAGAGCAGGCGUCCCUGGACAAGCCCAUCGAAUCGCCCAGUUUUUAAAGCCAGGAUAAUAUCGGACACCGCUUACUGCAGAAGCAUGGCUGGAAGCUGGGCCAGGGCUUGGGCAAGUCGCUGCAGGCGUUAUGAUCCUGGACUUGUUGUGGUGAUGGUAAACUUAGCAGUGGUAAUUUUUAAUUUUCAGACUGAAUUACUCCUUUUGUCAUCAGUGCACCAAUAUGUUAGGCUUACUUUCUCUGUUGUAGCCAUCAUCCUUCUGCUUGGUCUUUCAUUUUCCUUUCCUUUCUUUAUGCACACUUGUCUGAUCCUCGUUCAUUAAAGGGUAUUGCUAAGAAGGGACGUUUCUGUUUGUGUUAGAACUGCCAAAAUCAGUUUAAGCGUCAAUUUCUAAUACUGUCCAAACUUGAUUUUCCCCACCGUGGGCACCAGCACUUGCUACUGCAAUUUACAAAGAGAUCUUGAAAAACUCUGCCUGCCUUAGAAGGCAGAAGCUCCGCUGCACUGUUUGUGUGCGGGGCUCCACGAGGCGGCACCCGCGCUCUCCAUUGCUGGAGAACCGAACCCCAAUCCGACCCAAAACGAAGCUGAGAUGCAGAAUGGUCGGCACGCGUGGCCAGCCAUGCUGCUCGGGUUUGCCAGCCCCGCCUGAGACGUUUCGAAAGUGAUGCUGCGCUUAGGAAGCCAUUUUUAUAACCCGUCUUUAAUUUGGUCCUUUUGCUAAAAAUUGCAGUCACUGCUUCCUGUAUUAUACCAUUGGGCGAAAGAGAAACGUUUCAAAUGAGGAACAGCAUUAAAGCAGCCAAAGGCGAGCGUGGUUCCAAAGAGCCACGGUGCGUCGGCGCGGCGGCCGCGCUUGGAGCUGUGGCCGCGUGCCAUGGGCGCCCCUAAAACAACGCAGCCUGAAACGGAGCUGUGUGCCUGCCUGAGGCAGAGCCGUGCUGCUCGCUCCAGGGCCCUGGAGAAGCGCUCUGCAUCCAUCCCAGGAGCUCAGCCCUCAGCGCCCUGCGCCGCAGCGUCGCUUUGGCCUGGGAAGGCCUGCGGAUCUCAGAGCCCAAAGGUAUAAUGGUGUUGUAUGUGUGUAUAACAAAGCAGGUGUUUACGCCGACCCAGAGCCAUGAGCAGGGCUGUAAACAUUCUGUUUUCUCACCCAGGGUGUGCGCCGGAGAAGGUAAGUGCUGUUCCAGCAGGUUUACAUCGCAACCGACAGCGCGGGUUGGGAUGUAACGUACAACAAAACAAUCCAAAACAGAGAACAAUCCAAACGAAAUUAAAAAGCUGUGGUAGUAAAGUGCUUGCGUGCCCCAUUUUGCUUUGUUUGGCUGGUUAUGAGUGGAUUAAAGAUAAGUUGAAAAAACAAAUAAUAAUGAAAACCAAACCCCAACAAAAUCUCCAGCGUAGUUUGAUUAGUUCCAAGUCAAUUCUCUUCGCUAGCAGUCCUUUUCACAGCUUGCAGCCGCGUCGCCCCGCGGCCCCGGGGGAGGGCGGAGGUGGGGGUUCUGUGCUCCUGAGCAGCAGUGGGGUUCAGGUCUGCGAGCUGUGCGUGGAGCACAGCGGCUCGUUGGCAGGUCCUGGCAGCACACACGCAGCAGGACGUGCUGCGCUUGGGCGCUGAGCACCAGCUGGUUCCUCGGUGCCGUUGGAAGGCACGGAGCUGUGCCGCGUGGGGCCGGGAGGCACGGCUGGCUGCAAGCUGUGGGAAUGGCUCGUGUUUGGUUCACUGUAGCUUUCUGGUCUCUGCACUCCAAGGCAAGAUCUCUAACCACCCAAACCCAAUGUGUCGAGCGAGCCGCGGGCACGGCGCAGCCCCUGACCGCCUCUGUGUGUUCCUAUUGCAGGGAGGACAGAUCCCAUCCCAAUUGUCGUCAAGUACGAUGUCAUGGGCAUGGGGCGCAUGGAGAUGGAGCUCGACUACGCCGAAGAUGCCACUGAGCGGAGGCGUGUACUGGAGGUGGAGAAAGAAGACACCGAGGAGCUGAGGCAGAAAUACAAGGAUUAUGUGGAUAAGGAGAAGGCGAUUGCCAAGGCUUUGGAAGACCUCAGAGCCAACUUCUACUGCGAGCUCUGCGACAAGCAGUACCAGAAGCACCAGGAGUUUGACAACCACAUCAACUCCUACGACCACGCUCACAAGCAGAGGUUGAAAGAUCUCAAGCAAAGGGAGUUUGCUCGUAACGUCUCCUCAAGAUCGCGGAAGGAUGAAAGGAAGCAGGAGCGGGCCCUGCGGCGCCUGCACGAGCUGGCCGAGCAGCGGAGGCAGCCGGAGUGCGCUCCGGGAAGCGGCCCCAUGUUCAGAACCACGACUGUGGCUGUGGACGAGGAAGGGGGGGACGACGACGGCGCUGCGGCCAACAGCGGCUCGUUCCCCCAGACGUCGGGCCUGGGUGGGGAGAUGGGCGCAGACAGGGGUUUCCUAAACGUGGGGCACAUGGGGGGCAGCGCCGGGCCGGGCCAGGCACCCCUGCAGGCAGCACAGGCUGUCAGCUUUGGCAUUAAGGGCGCGCCGGGAGCCCCGCUGCAGAAGAUCGGCGUGUCGUUCUCCUUUGCCAAGAAGACUCCGGUGAAGCUGGAGACCAUCGCUUCGGUUUUCAAGGACCACGUGGACGAAUCGAGUUCUGCAGAUGGGGCGAAAGCUGAUGAGAAAGGCUCCUCGGAUGGAGGGGGCCUGCAGAAAGCCGGAGAGGGCGAAAGCACAAACAGUUCUGACGGCAAGGCGGAGGACGACGACCACGACAAGGACAGCGGCUCUCUGGCCACCACGCUGUCUAAACUGAAAAAGAUGAGGCGGGAGGACGGACCGACGGCGGUGGAGCCGGAGUACUACCAUUACAUCCCCCCGGCCCACUGCAAAGUGAAGCCCAACUUCCAGUUCCUGCUUUUCAUGAAGUCCACAGAACAAACGGAAGCUGAAAACGUGAACAAAAAAACCGCAAAUGAAGUCAGAAAGGGAAAUUCCCCUAAACCCAAACCCAGCAAGCACGUGGAGAAGGCAGCCGAGAGCACGGCCCCGCCGAAGGAGCAGAGUGCUGCCGAAAGCGGCGCUCAGCAGGGCGAGGGGGAGCAGAAGGAAGGCCCAGGAGACGUCGGCGCGCAGGAGAGCGAGAGCCUGGCAGAGAGCGGCCUGCCUGAGCCCGGCGGCGCUGCGCAGCCUGCCCCGAGCUGUAGGGAUGCCCCAGAGGGGCCCAGGCCGCCGCCGGGGCCCUUCAUCCCGGUCCUGAGUAAGGAUGAGAGCACCACUCUGCAGUGGCCUUCGGAGCUCCUCAUCUUUACCAAAGCGGAGCCGUCCGUCUCCUACAGCUGCAAUCCUCUGUACUUCGACUUCAAGCUCUCCCGCAACAAAGACGCAAAAGGGAAAGGGGCCGAGAAGCCCAAGGAUCCGGGCGGGCUGUGCAGGGAGAGCAUCCAGAGCGCCGAGUUUGGAGAGGUGAGCAGAGCCAAGGAGGCGGACGGCAGCGCCGACGGCUCUGGGGGGGCGGAGAGCGGGUCGGUGUCCCAGGGCAAGGAGGGCUGCCUGCAGGGCGAGGGCGACGAGAGCGGGAGGAGCGGAAGCGGCCGGGGGAAGGCUGGCAAAUCCCACAAGCACAAGAAGAAAAAGAAGCACAAAAAGUCCAGCAGGCACAAACGCAAACACAAGGAAGAGCCCGAGGAAAAGAGCUGCAAAACGGACCCGGGUGAGGAGAAACCCAGGAAACGGAGACGGCGCCGGCACAAGAAGGUGAAAUCCUCUCUUUCUACCGAGUCGGAGCGGGCGCUGAAGGCGGAGCUGUGCGAGGAGCGCGGCCACUUGCAGAAGAAGAAGCGCCGCUCGCAGGAGUCGCAGAGGAAAUCUCUGUCGGCAGAGGAGGGCAGCAGCGGGAAGAAGGAGGACAGCGGCGCCUCGCGCCCCGAGCACGGCGCCAAGAAGCGCAGGGCUGCACGCCGCCGGUGCCCGGGGCCGCGCCGCAGCCGGCGGAGCAGCGGGGACGAGGACGACAGCGACGAGGGCUCUGGCGGCGCGCGCUCGCAGUACAGCGACGACUACGGGUCGGGCAGCGAGCGCUCGCAGAGCCGCUCAGCGUCGGGGCGCGGGCGCUCGUCGCGGCGCUCCUACUCCAGCAGCUCCGGCGCUUCGUCCGACCGCAGCCGCUACAGCCGCCGCCGCAGCUACUCCGACAGCUACAGCGACUACAGCGCGCGGUCGCGGUGCUCCAAGCGCUCGCGGGACUCGGAGGACGACUCCGACUACGGCAGGUCGAAGCGGCGUAAGUACUCGUCCUCUGAAGACUACAGCUCGAGCCGGAGCAGGUCGAGGAGCCGCAGCGGGAGGUCGAGGACGCGCAGCCGAGGCCGGACGCGGAGCAGCAGCUGCAGCCGCGGUCGCGGCAAGAGGAGAAGCCGCAGCGUGACGGGGCGCAGCUGGAAGCGCAGCCGCAGCUACAGCCGGGGGCGCAGCAGCAGGAGCCGCUCGCAGCGCUCGCUGUCCAGGAAGGGCUCCCGCGGCCACGAGAGCCCCGAGGAGAGGAGGCCGGGGAGGAGGGACUUCAUCAGGUCCAAGAUCUACCGCUCGCAGUCGCCGCACUACUUCCGAGCGGCGCGAGGCGAGGGGGCCGCGAAGAGAGAGGACGGCAGAGGGGAGGAGCCCCGGGGCUCCCAGAGCAGCGGCUCGGGCGCCGGCCGCGCCUCGGAGGGCGACUGCAGCCCCGAAGAGCGGAACUCCGUCACCGCCAAGCUGCUCCUGGAGAAGGUCCAGUCCCGGAAGGUGGAGAAGAAGCCCUGCGUCGCCGAUGAGAUGCUGGCGGGGGCCGGCAAGGUGGGCAUCAAGCUCAAAGACCCCCCGCAGGGCUACUUCGGCCCCAAGCUCCCUCCCUCUCUGGGCAACAAACCCGUGCUGCCCUUGAUCGGGAAACUGCCGACCGUGCGGAAGCCCAGCGCCAGGCGGUACGAGGAGUGCGGGAUGGAGAGGGGCGAGGAGCUGUCGGAUUCCGAGGGGGCGGAGGAGGCGCCGCUGGGCGGGCAGCCGCUGCUGGGGGACGCGGCGAUGGGGCUGCAGGACGCGGCUCCGGAGGAGCGGAAGCGCGAGGAGGAGAUGCCCUCCGCUCCCCUGGAAGCGCCGGCGCUGCCCGAGUGCUUCGGCUCCGGGGACCUGGUGCUGCCCCACUCCUUCCUCGCGGCCCCGGCUGACGGUGAGGCGCUGGAGCCCGUGGACGGGGGCGGCCAGGCCGUGAUGCCGCUGGUCCCCGACGUGGAGCACUUCCCCGGCUUCGUGCCGCAGGGCGGCGAGCCCGGCUUGGAGGGGGACCGCGACGGGGGGGAGGACGCCUCGCUCGCGCCUCUGGAGAGCCAGCCCAUCACCUUCACGCCCGAGGAGAUGGAGAAGUACAGCAAGCUGCAGCAGGCGGCCCAGCAGCACAUCCAGCAGCAGCUCCUGGCCAAGCAGGUCAAGGCUUUCCCCGCCUCGGCCGCGCUGGCCCCCGCGGCGCCCGCCCUGCAGCCCAUCCACAUCCCGCAGCCGGCGGCCGCCUCGGCCACGUCCAUCACCACGGUGCAGCACGCCAUCCUGCAGCACCACGCCGCCGCUGCCGCCGCCGCCAUCGGCAUCCACCCGCACCCCCACCCGCAGCCCCUGGCCCAGGUGCACCACAUCCCGCAGCCCCACCUGACGCCCAUCUCCCUGUCCCACCUCACCCACUCCAUCAUCCCGGGCCACCCCGCCACCUUCCUCGCCAGCCACCCCAUUCACAUCAUUCCGGCCUCGGCCAUCCACCCGGGCCCCUUCACCUUCCACCCGGUGCCCCACGCUCUCUACCCGACGCUCCUCGCCCCGCGUCCCGCCGCCGCCGCCGCCGCCACGGCGCUGCACCUCCACCCUUUGCUGCACCCCAUCUUCUCAGGGCAGGACUUGCAGCACCCCCCGAGCCAUGGCACCUGAGGGGCACGG
This is a messenger RNA of Lagopus leucura (white-tailed ptarmigan), 5965 nucleotides long. It is a transcript of the gene GPATCH8, whose product is annotated as G-patch domain containing 8. The record is from RefSeq and is a predicted model, not a curated record. Gene Ontology annotation, molecular function: nucleic acid binding. Bases 1928 to 5956 code for a protein of 1342 amino acids. The transcript is spliced from 8 exons. Gene Ontology annotation, cellular component: nucleus. Lineage: Eukaryota; Metazoa; Chordata; Aves; Galliformes; Phasianidae.